Messenger RNA from Telopea speciosissima, 1728 nucleotides. Its product is annotated as E3 ubiquitin-protein ligase RFI2-like. Lineage: Eukaryota; Viridiplantae; Streptophyta; Magnoliopsida; Proteales; Proteaceae. Bases 149 to 1486 code for a protein of 445 amino acids. The transcript has 7 exons. Gene Ontology annotation, molecular function: ubiquitin-protein transferase activity. The record is from RefSeq and is a predicted model, not a curated record.
GCAAUCUAACGGGUCGGAGAGCCAACGAUAGAGGAGAGAGAGGGUUUCAGACUUUCAGAUUUGCCCCCUUUGCAAAACGAUUUUUGUCCUUCGUUUCUCUGCGAUUCCGCGAAGGAUUCGCUUGGUUUUCAAGGAUUUGAUUGAAGAUAUGGGCUCUGAAGAUGCUGAUCUUUUGGAUGGUGGUGGUGGUGGUGGGAAGCUUUCACUCAGUCCCUCGUCGGUGUCAUGCUCGAUUUGCCUCGAGCUUGUGACUGAUAAUGGGGACAGAUCGAGGGCAAAGCUGCAAUGCGGGCAUGAAUUUCAUCUUGAUUGCAUUGGUUCUGCCUUUAAUGCUAAGGGAAUGAUGCAAUGCCCUAAUUGCCGAAAGGUCGAGAAAGGUCAAUGGCUUUAUGCUAGUGGAUGCCGUUCAUUUGCCGAGCUUAGUGUGGAUGACUUGACCCAUGAUGAGGAUCUGUAUGAUCUAAGUUAUUCUGAAAUGCCAUUUGGAGUCCAUUGGUGUCCAUUUAGCGGAUUCUCCCGAGUUCAUUCAGCAUUUGAGGAAGGUGAAUCUCCAUCAACUGCAUAUCAUGAUCUGCUGGGACACCAUGCCAUCUUUGCUGAACAUACAGCUGCAUCAUCUGCAGCCCAUUCUUGCCCUUACAUUGCCUACUUUCAACCACUUCAACCUUCAUCCUCGACCUCAAGUGAGAGCCUUGCAGAUGGUCCUAAUUUUAACCAUCACUGGAACAGUCUGUCAGGACCCAGUGAUAUCACAGCUUCCCAUGCUUUUCCUGCUGUGGACCUCCACUAUCAUAGUUGGGGCCACCAUUCUCCUCCUUACUCUCCAACCAAUGGUCGCAUUGGUGGUGCUGAUCAAUCUUCGGCUCCAUCUUCAACCGUGGGAUCAAAUAGGGGUGAUUCUGAUAGUAUACCAAGGUCGGGAUCUUUUGUGCACCCUUUUCUUCUUAGUCAUGGAUCUGGUCCUCGGGCUGGGAGCUCAGUGGUUUCCCCAAUUGUGCCACCUUAUCCAGGCAGCAGUGCUCGGGCCCAUGACCGGAUCCAAGGUCUCCAUGCUUACCAUCAACAGCAGCAGCCUAACAAUUCAGCGGGCAUGCAUUCACCUCCUAUCUUUUCAGCCAUGAGGAGAACCAGUGGUCCUAGGGGCUUGGCUCCUGUAGGGCCUGUGGCCUCAUCGUCUGAUCAUGCUGGUGCCUUCUAUGUGUUUCCAUCUUCAGGCUCAUCUGGUCGGAGCCUCCAAGAAGCCGAGAAUCCAGUACGAGGCCGUUUCUAUGCAUGGGAAAGGGAUCGCUUUGCUCCAUUCCCAUUGAUCCCGGUUGACAGAGAGUCGAGUUGGUGGGGGCCAUUCCAUCAGGCUGCCGGUGGGUCAGACUCUGGCAUCAGGCCUAGUGGGUUUUGGCAGAGAUCCGAGAGAACAUCAUCACAAAGUCGGUUGGAGAGUUCUUUUCAGCCAGUUCAUCCUUCUGGUCGGAUGCUUCCUUUCCUAUGAAAGCACACAACACCAGACUAAACAAAAUUAUAUGUGAAAAAUGAUAUAAAUGCUGCAAGUCUGUAAAUUCCGGCGGACGUUAUCGUUUCUGCGUGACCCCUUAAAACUGAAAACUAUCAUUUGGAUGUCAUGCGGCUGUGUGGUGACUUUGGUUUCCUCUAAAUUUCUCGGCCCUGAGGAACACAAAUAAUAUAAUCUACUGGAAUGGCAAGAAAUGAGGAAUUCUUCUUAUUUUAGGCCUU